AUGAGCCGAAAAAUGAGGAGGUUCGGCGGGAGUAGGAGAUCGGGGAACAGCAGGAAGGGGGGGCGGAAAGUGUUGCCCGCGAAGAUCGCCGCGUUGGUCGUCUCGGCUAUACAGGAUCUCCGGGAGACGAAGGGGUCGACGCCUAGCAAAAUUAUCGGUUAUAUCAGUUACGUGUCCGAGAUGAACGAUGAUAAGGUUAAACGACAAGUGAAGGCGGUCCUGAAAAGGGGAUUGGAGUACGGGAUACUGAGAAAGUACAGAAGGCAGUAUUAUCUUCCCACGAGCAACGAGUUGAACCGCGCUAACCGCAUCGCGUUGAGAUUCGCCAAAUUACCUUUGCCCACCACGUAUCUGACGAGCCUCUACUCGUUGAGAAGCAAACGAAGAAACCCGAGGAAACCCGGCGUGAAAUCGUCGCCCCCCCGAAAGACGAAACAGCUCGACGAGCCCACGUUGAUCUCGCCCACCGUCAGCCUUGCGAAUACAAUUUGCAACGACGACUUGUGA
Messenger RNA from Apis florea (little honeybee), 507 nucleotides. RefSeq lists its product as uncharacterized. Gene Ontology annotation, cellular component: nucleosome. Gene Ontology annotation, molecular function: DNA binding. Gene Ontology annotation, biological process: nucleosome assembly. Lineage: Eukaryota; Metazoa; Arthropoda; Insecta; Hymenoptera; Apidae. The record is from RefSeq and is a predicted model, not a curated record.